UUUAACUUGACGAGCGGGAAACAUAUAAAAUCGAUCCGCCAAAUUCGAAUCGUCAAAUCCUUAGAAAAGCCUGAUGCACAUAUCAUAUUACAUUGCAUAAAGUUAAUACUAAGUUUGAAAUAUAGAUGUCUUAGAAAAUAAGGUAUCCGUUCUCUAAUUUCAUUUGUCGAAUGGAAUUUAUCAAUGAAUAUUGAUACACAAAAUUACAUUACCUAGUGCCUCGUCCGUGGUGUUAUUAUGCAAUUGUAAAUUACUCUUGUAGAGGAUAUAUAGAAUUCCAUAUUUCUACCGUUCUGUAUUUCAGAACACGUGACAUGAUACCAUGCUCCUAGUCCAAUAAUUAAUAAUCGUUUGUAGUUCCAUAAAAUAAAAUGCUGUUCUCGUUAAAUUUCAAUGAAAAAUAAAAUUUCACAUGCACUAUUUAGACUUUUGAAUUAAUUCUCCAAAUUUUAUCUUUAGAAUUAUUUAAUAUAAUCGUACUAUUUGUGUCAAACACUUCUUUCUAAAUCGUACAUAUUGAGAAUACUACAAUAAUUCAUAAAAAAGAGCAUUCAAAGAUUUUUUUAUAUAAAUAAAUAUCAUGAUAGCGUAUCGUUAACAGUAUUUUUUUUUUUCUAAUAAACUCAUUCCCGCAGUUAACUUCUCGGUUGUAGAAAGAGGGACGCUGAAUAACCGAAUGACCAUGAGGUUAGGUUUUAUGAAUCUGUACCGUCCAGUUGUGUGUCGGAAGAAGGUGCGAGGUGAUUAAUGCACCAUCACCGUGGGAACGUUAAUUUGAAAAAGCGAUAUAAAGCAUGGAGAACAUCUACUGACGAGUCAUUUGACGAGUAGGUGUACGUCACCUACAUCAUUCCGUCCUUUCGUUAUAAUAAUUCAUCAGGAAAUUUUCUACAACGUCGACACUAAAUAUAUAAUAAAAUGGAAUAUGAAAUUAAAGGUGUCAGUAAUUUUUCACACAGAUCAAAACGAAAGAACUCCACUGUAGACGGGGAACUAGAAUACUGGAUGACUCGGCUACCAGAAGCUUUGAAAAGCCUUCCCAUAAUACGUUUGGCGAUACCCGGUGAAGCCGUAUCAGCCGUCAACAUGGAUAAGUCGGACAACCAGCUGAAAACCUGGAAAAAGAAGAGCAUGAAGACGAGCGGCUCGGCGGACGUCGUGACCCAGCGCGUCCAGGUGGUCGUGCGUUGCAGACCGAUGGACGAGAAGGAGUUAGCCCGUGGUUAUACGCGUGUGGUCGACGUAUUCCCUUCGAGGGGAGUGGUCGAGAUUCGUCAUCCGCGGGACGAUCCUUCCACCGACAAUGUGAAAGUUUUCACGUUCGAUGCGGUCUAUGACUGGAAUUCCAGCCAACAAGACCUCUACGAGGAAACGGUCAGGCCACUGGUAUCCUCGGUUCUUGACGGUUUCAACGGUACCAUCUUCGCUUACGGCCAAACCGGAACAGGCAAAACGUACACCAUGGAGGGCCUGAAGAGCGAUCACGAGAGACGCGGUGUAAUUCCACGAUCGUUCGAGCAUAUUUUUAAUCACAUAGGCAGAUCAGAGAACAUGCAAUACCUGGUGAGAGCUAGUUACCUUGAAAUAUAUCAGGAAGAGAUUCGCGACCUUCUGCAGCCCGACCAGAGUCUCAGAUUCGAGUUGAAGGAGAAACCAGACACUGGUGUAUUCGUUAAAGACCUAUCCACGUCGGUGUGCAAGAGCGCCGUUGAGAUUCAGCAGUUGAUGAACACCGGAAAUCAGAAUAGAACCAUUGGCGCUACUAAUAUGAACGAACAUAGUUCCAGGUCGCACGCGAUAUUUUUGAUCACUAUUGAAAUGGGUUCGAUCGAUGAUAGCAGUGGGAUUAGGGUCGGUCGUCUGAACCUGGUAGAUCUCGCGGGCAGUGAAAGGCAAAGCAAGACUGGAGCCUCUGGCGAGAGACUCAAGGAAGCCAGUAAAAUCAAUUUGAGCUUAUCAGCGCUGGGAAAUGUAAUCUCGGCCUUGGUAGACGGGAAGACAACGCACGUGCCGUAUAGAGAUUCCAAGUUAACGCGGCUGCUGCAAGACUCUUUAGGUGGCAACUCGAAGACCAUCAUGGUUGCAAACAUUGGGCCCGCUAGUUACAAUUACGACGAGUCUUUGACAACGCUACGGUAUGCGAAUCGGGCAAAGAACAUUAAGAACAAGCCAAAAAUAAACGAAGAUCCGAAGGACGCGCUAUUGAGACAGUAUCAGGAAGAGAUCGGCCGAUUGAAGGAGAAGCUGGCGCAAAAGGGCACUGUGCAAAGACGAAAGAAGAAAUCGAAGAGAAAGAAGGGAGACGAAGCCAUGGACUCAGAGUCGGAAGCGGAAGACAGCCGGGGAGAGGAUAAUAAAAUAGAGACGGAUAAGAAAUUAAUCGCGGAACAAUUGAAAGCCGAGAAGCAAGAGACGGAGGCACUCAUAAUGAGAAUAAAGGAUUUAGAAAGUAAGAUGCUUUGCGGUGGUAAGAAUAUCAUUGACCAUACUAACGAACAACAGAGAACACUGGAACAGAAAGCCGCGGAAAUUGCUGAGAGAAAGAAACGAGAGGUCGAAAUGCAACAGAAACUGGAGGAUGAAGAGCUAACUAUGCUAGGCGUGAAAGAAACUUAUUCGAACUUGCAACAAGAAGUGGAUGUGAAGUCGAGGAAGCUGAGGAAAUGUUUCAAUAAGUUACAAGUUCUCAAGCAGGAACUCGAAGACGUCACUAACGACUUCAACAGAGACAGAAGAGACUUAGAACAAACUCAACACGAGCUAAUGAAGGAACUAAAACUAAAGUAUCUUAUAAUCGAGAAUUUCAUUCCCGACGAAGAGAAGAAUAAGAUCCUAUCGAGAAUUCACCUCGACGAAGAAGAGGACGGUUGGGUAGUAAAGGAAACGGAACCAUCCAGCGUAGACUUGAUAAGGAGACCCACGUCGAUUCCUGGUGCCCGUAGGCCAGUCUCGGAAUAUGCCCGAAUUGCUCUAGCCAUGGGAGGAGGUAGUCGUUAUGCGGGUGAAAAUAUAUUGAAUCUAGACCUAGAUAUGCCAGCUAGAACAACGCUAGACUAUCAAGGACCCGCUAUCGCACCUACGAUUCAAGCUGUUCUCGAAGAAGCGUUGCGAGACGAAGGAGACAUCGACGUCGAUGCGUCUAGUGCGAAACUUAGAUCGAAACCACGUUUACAAUCCGCGAAAAUACGACCUAAAAGCGUUGGAAAGAUCCCUCAAAUCCCAGCGCCGGUUUAUCCAAAGAUGAGAGGUCUCGUACCGAAGUAGACAAUUUUUUAAUACGUUCCGAUAAGGUCUGUAAAGAAACGUGUAAAUAUUGUACGAACCGCAUCGUGAGCUUUGAUUAAUAUAUAUAUAUAUAUAUGCGUAUAUAAUUAUAUAUAUUAAUAUAAUUAUAUAUAUAUAUAUAUAGUUAUACGAUUCGUUGUGAUACGACACAUGGUACUCUGUGUGCAUCGAUAGGCACGAAAUAGCCGACAUCUUUGUAACUCUCUAGUCAGUGUGCACUGUGCAGCCACAUGGUAUUAAUAUAUCGAUUAUUUCUGUGUCCAAGUCAGAUUCCUAUUCGUUUAUGAAGACUGGAAUGCGUAAUUUUUGUUUGCCUUUUUUUGUAGUAUUUGUUAGAAUAGAAAUACGAAACGUAAGAAGAAAUAUAACUCGUUUAUGUGUUUUUUUCCUUCUUUAUACAAUUAAACUUAUGUGCUUUAAUCUCGCUAGUACCACUAUCGAGUUUAAGGAUUUUUUGUAUCUUUGUAGUUUCGCGGAUACAUGAAAAACUUACACGCUUAAAAGUAUUUACAAAUGAAGAUUAUAGUUUACUCAUUUAAUCUAAUACUUUUUUACAAUUUUUUUUUUUUUACUGUAAAAUUACAUAUAGUCACCCUUGAUAUUAUAUAUAUAUAUAUAUAUAUAUUUUUUAAACAUUAAAAGUGCUUGUAAAAAUAACAUCAUUAUUUUCGACUCCUUUGAUAUUUUAUCACACGUAUCUGAAACUGCUAAAUUAUAAAACGAUGAACAAUUGAUCGAAUUAAAAUUAGUAUAACAAAAUUGUAAUAUAGAGUAGUCGUUUUUUCGUUUCAAGUUCUUUUUUUCUUUACUUACUUUCGUCCCGUUGACAUUGAUCGUUUUUUUUUUAAAACACUCCAUCUUUAGAAACACUCACUCCACGCCUGUACGCGAUACACUUUAAGAAAGAUUUAAUUGUUUUUUUUUCUUUUAUGUAUUUAAUUUUCUCGUUACCGACGAGGGAGAGAUGCGCGAUUAUAAACGUAUAAAAAACGACGGGGAAAUAAAUUUUUCUGCACAAAGAGAAACGACAAAUGUAAAUGUGAAAUAUAUCGGGAAGUCCUGUGACAAUGAAAUAAGCGUAUUAUUAACCUUUUUUUCUUUCUUGUAGAAAUGAUCAGGGUACUUCUGAUUGGCGUAGUAGUGAAAAAGUUAUUAUAUUAACGUAGUAGUGAAAAAGAGCGCUAUAUUAAAACGUAUUUACAUCAAUUUUGUUAAAUUAUAAACUUAACAGAAUCCUGAUCAUCUCUAAAUCUUGAUUAGAGUUCUUGAACUAGUAACAUUUAAACAUUCACAUUAGACACGGUAAUAGUGUCUAAGGUAAAAACCCCCUAACAAUUGUAAAUAGCUUUACAAUUAUGUAAAAUUUCUGUAUAUUAUCAGUAGCCUGUAAAUCGAAUAUCACGUUAAUAGAAACGCUGUUGUUGCACGUAA
Messenger RNA from Bombus pyrosoma, 4716 nucleotides. It is a transcript of the gene Klp68D, whose product is annotated as kinesin-like protein KIF3B. Gene Ontology annotation, molecular function: microtubule binding; ATP binding; microtubule motor activity. Gene Ontology annotation, biological process: microtubule-based movement. The transcript is spliced from 2 exons. The coding region runs from base 919 to 3264 and encodes 781 amino acids. The record is from RefSeq and is a predicted model, not a curated record. NCBI's taxonomy places the organism in Eukaryota, Metazoa, Arthropoda, Insecta, Hymenoptera, Apidae.